ACCCUAAUGUCUCAACAAAUGAAACUGACCUAUGGAAAAUGUAACUUGAAAAAAGAGACAUUGCGCAUACCUUUGUAAACCAAUAAAAUUUUAAUAAAAAUAUUAUUUUAAAAAAGUAAAGAAAAGGAGAGCAAUAAAAAGAAACAUCCACUCUAUACACAAACACCUUAGACUGAACUGCGGAACAUUUAUGGAAGAAGCCUGAAACACUAAUUUAAAAAGAGAAAUUCUUAAAGAAGAGGAGGUAAACUUGUCAACUGAAGUUGUUCAAGCUGAAAGCUCAGAAUGGUUAACUCAGGGGGGUUGGAGUAGAUUUGAUUUGUCCCCUGAAGAGGAUUGGAUUCAGGUAUCUCUCAUGCUGAAAUUCUAGAAGAAACAGCCACUGAGAAGAACCAGAAUACAUGGACUGACUAAAGGAUCAAGAGGAAGAUGAAAUUCAUAGCAUCAUAGAGUUGGAAGGAACAAUGAGGGUCAUCUAGCACAACUCCCUGCAAUGCAGGAAUCUUUUGCCCAACGUGGGGCUUGAACCCACAAACCCGAGAUUCUCAUGCUGUACCACCUGAGCUACCCUGCACAUCCAGGAGAAAGGAUGUGUGCAAAUGAUUCAUCAGAAGAACAGCACCUGGACAUUCACAUACCAUGCAAAUGUUUCCCGAAGGUGUCCACGGAGUCAUAGUGUAGUGCUUUGUCCCUCCCUUUGACAAGUAUUUGCACAGAAAAUAUUUUGCUUUGAAAGAGUGGAGGAGGACACUUCCCAGGCACCGCUCAGAAGCAACUGGCACUCCUCAGUGGCAGAGCCCUUCUAGCAAAGCAUGCUGUUCUUCCGUUUCCAGCUGUUGAUUUUCCUCCUUAACCUGAAUUUAUCCAGAUGUGAGGACAAGAGGAAUUCGAUCAUCUCCGCACUGGAGAAAGCAACUUUGUUCCUGGAAGAGCAAUAUAAUGAACUCAACAUAGAUGGAGUGUUUGGAUAUCGUCUGUUGCAAGCGUAUCUGAAUGGAACAUUGGAGAAAUGGGCCUCGGUGUCUGGAUUAGAGUCGGAGCGAGUGCGAGUGCGACGCUUGGAUGCGAAGGUGUCAGCUCUGAUUGAAAAGGCAAAGCGUGCUCUAGAGAAGAACGAGCCGGAUUCUUACAGAGCAUUUCAUCAAGCUUUAAGCCCAGGGUUUUGGAAGAUUCCCCAUCAGUGGGCUCAGAAUGACCCUCCUGUUUCUUUCUCCCCAACCAACGGCUCAUGUCUGGACUUGGAAACAAGCGAUUACUGCCUAUCCAUCCUGCUAGGAUCAGGGGCUGGUGGCACACCUUGCCUUGUUCCAGAUAACUGCAGAAGCAUCAUGAUAAAAACACACUGCUCGGGAUAUGGCCUGUCCCAUCAGCUUUUCUACUUCCUGUUUGCAGAGAUGAAAGGAUGCUCGGAUCCCCUCUUCCACAAUGCGCAAUAUUACAAGAGUGUGUUCUGUCAUUUAAUGAUGCAAAUCAAUGUCGAAUCUGAAAAGCAAGCGCUCCUAGGGACCGUGGGAGACCUUUUUACGGAAAACAUUUUGUUUUGUGGCCUGGCUGGAUUCUCUGAUUUCUAUAAACCACGGUGGCUGGACAUCAUUCUCAACUGGCAAAAAAGGGAAAGAGGAUGUUUCUGGAUGUUCGACUCCUCCAGCCCAGUUUCUGAAGACCAUCAUAAGGAAGCACGAAGAGUUAAGAGAACGGAGAAGAUUCUUGAAGGUGAAUGUGCUUCUCACAACACCGCCGUGGCCGUAGGAGCGAUUGGAGGAUUUCUCCACUACGAGUUCUGAUGCUUUCGUGCUUCUUUUUUCUUAUGCAACUGAGCUUAACUUUCUGGCUUUAUUAUGCAAUGCAGGACCUGUCGCUCUUCUCUCUAGGUACAUUUUGGGUGCUAGUCAACAUGACUGUGCUCUCAACCAGGGCACUGGAAAAAUCAUAUUCAUAUUGUGGGGUGCUGUACUGCUCCCUAAUUAGAACAGGGAGGAGACUCACCGUCUUCUUGAACUGUCUCCCCAGCAUGGGGCAGGGGCAGUGAUGUGCUGGCCCAGGAUCUUUGGGAUUGAAGACCUCUUACAAUUUCUGUAAGAAACUUCUGUAAGAACACUCACGCUCAGGAAGCAAGGGAGAAACAUGCUAAGAGGGAGGCAUGCUUGGCAUAUCCACACCGUGAUCAGCUCCCGCCCAGAAACCAAUGUCCCCACUGUGGAAGGAUGUGUGGAUCCAGAUUUGGCCUCCACAGUCACUUACAGACUCAUUGUUAAAACCGUGUUUAUGGAAGACAAUCUUACUCAGGUACGAGUGAUCGCCAAAGACAACAAUUUCUGCAGCAGGGUCUCUGUGUCCAUUGUCCUAGAGUCGCCCAAUGAGCACGAAAGGGGAGCUGUUUAGCCACGGCAUGCUCCAAAGCUAAGCAUUUACGGACACUGAAAACACACGGUGCUGCAGUUUUAAGGGAAUGAGUGGUGUGCAGGUUCUGUUGUGCACAAUGGAACACAACUUAAGUCAAUUUCUUCAACCUAAGGACCACAUACCAGUGGUGUGGGUGGGGCCAGAGGCAAAAAGUGAGUGUACAAAAGUGUACAAAAGUUAAGAGUCACAACAGAUGUGACUCUUAACUUUUGUACAGUAGGCUGCAUUCCAGCCGCAUGAAAGUCAGAGGCUUCUGCACAGAGGUUUGUGCUCUAAAUGUCUGGUGCAGAUGUGGCCUCAGACUGACAGCUUCAUCCACACCUAGCCUAGGUGUCACUUACAUUUUAAUCUCUUUUAUCCUAUCUAAUUAGGCUCCUCACUUGUCUAUCUGGCUCCAUUUGCAUUGUUCCCUCCUUCGGCACCUUGUGCUAUCCUGCUUCUCCCAGUCUUCCAUAUCUUCUGCCAUCUCUAUAGUUUUAACCAAAUAAUUGCCAUUUCCACCUGAAUGUGCCACCCAUGUACUUAGUCUUUUUUUGCAAUAAACUGCAUUUUCAAGUACCCUAA
Messenger RNA from Podarcis raffonei (Aeolian wall lizard), 2967 nucleotides. It is a transcript of the gene C14H16orf89, whose product is annotated as chromosome 14 C16orf89 homolog. The record is from RefSeq and is a predicted model, not a curated record. Bases 813 to 1784 code for a protein of 323 amino acids. The transcript is spliced from 8 exons. Gene Ontology annotation, cellular component: cytosol; membrane. Lineage: Eukaryota; Metazoa; Chordata; Lepidosauria; Squamata; Lacertidae.